AUGGCAUUACCAGCACACCUGCAGCAGACCUUUUCGCCAGAAGAAAUACAGUUUAUUGUGGAGAAUGAGCCCAUAAAGAUUUUUCCCAGAAUAACGACACGCCAAAAGAUUUAUGGAAAUGACGGAGGAGUGAAAAACCAGAUACCCAGUCGCUGGCAGCUCAUUACGACAGAUGAUAAGGCUUUAAAUAAUAUGGUGGCAAUGCGUUCCACAGAAGUGGUCCUUUGGGUUGCUCUUCUUUUGAAGCAGCAAUCCAAGUGUAGUAUUGUAGCACCACAGUGGUUAACGACAAAAGAGCUUGAUAGAAAGAUAAAGUAUGAAAAGGCCCAUCCAGAUAGAUUCAGUGAGUUGCCGUGGAACUGGCUUAUUUUGGCACGUAUACUCUUCAGUAAAGCUAAGGAUGAUUUCCAUGAUCCUGUUCACGAAUUACGCGGUAGAAUUCAAGAUUUAAGAGAGAUGAGGCAGGUUAAAGUAUUAAAAGGUCUUAAAUAUUUGAAUGAGUCGCAUUUGCAAUUAGACAAUCUCAGUCUGUUAGAAAUAAAUGAGCUGAGGCCGUUCAUCACUGACAUCAUGGAUAAGUUAAGAGAGAUUCAUUCUGCAUCUCUUACUGCUGGUGCUGAAAACGAGGAAGAAGAUUUCAAUAUUUGA
Messenger RNA from Saccharomyces eubayanus, 648 nucleotides. RefSeq names its product DNA replication protein PSF2 (gene PSF2). NCBI's taxonomy places the organism in Eukaryota, Fungi, Ascomycota, Saccharomycetes, Saccharomycetales, Saccharomycetaceae. The transcript has a single exon. The coding region runs from base 1 to 648 and encodes 215 amino acids. Gene Ontology annotation, biological process: double-strand break repair via break-induced replication; DNA replication. The record is from RefSeq and is a predicted model, not a curated record. Gene Ontology annotation, cellular component: nucleus; GINS complex.